Molecule: messenger RNA, 5013 nt
Organism: Bombus pyrosoma
Lineage: Eukaryota; Metazoa; Arthropoda; Insecta; Hymenoptera; Apidae
Gene: Teh2
Product: protein tipE
Exons: 4
Coding region: 9-725 (238 amino acids)
Biological process (GO): regulation of sodium ion transport
Molecular function (GO): sodium channel regulator activity
Source: RefSeq, a predicted model, not a curated record
CGGUGAUCAUGGGCGCCCAGGAAGAGGACACUAAGUCCAGCACCUUGGGUGGGGUGCUACCGGUGGUGGAAGUAGCGUCCUUAAUGGAGAAAGCGAAAUUUUACACGUCCCUCUGCCUGGGCACCACAGCCAUCCUUGCUGUCUUCGCCUUCCUUUUUCUAAUACCUUUCGUUGUGGAACCGGCAAUUUCCACGAUUUUGGCCGAUUUUUCUCCUCACGCUGUCGCCUGUGUCGUCACUGAUCAUGUUUACGCCGAGGGACUAAAAAAUUGCUCUUGGGCGAGCUGUAGAGAAGGUUGUACUAGCGCCGCGCUUCGUUGUCAUCAGAUCAGGGUGAAUUAUACAAGAUUAACGUUCGAGGAAUUCGUGGCAAAACCUUUGGGUUCCAUUUCCUGGGAUGUCUCGGAUACGAAAUUCUUCGUAAACACGGAAGGCUGCGGUUAUCCACCCAGGGUGAACUGUUCCGAUUUUGCUAAGAAAUACGGAUAUUCGAACAUGGGAAAGAUAUUCCCCUGCUAUUACAGCAGAACACACCCAGAGACUGUCGUUGCAAGGUACUCUUGGGAUGAAAAUCUGAGGCAUCUGGUGCUAGCGUUGGUGGUGCCUACAGUUCUUUUUGGAGUAUCCCUCGGUGUAUUAUGUUAUUGGUACUGUCCACCGAUGGGCAAGAGCUGCGGAGGGCCAGGUCGUAACCUGAUUGACAAGUACGCGAGGAAGGAAGAGUAAGUAACGUUAUCCUGGGAGAGGACGAGUUUGAAGAGGACGAGGAAGAAUACUGACUACUACCAAGGGCUCACCCCCCUGCGCGGGAGUGACGCCGAAGGAAUUACUGAAAAUCCCCCAGCGUACUUUACGCUCUAAAUGUAAGCGAUCGUUCAAAAGCAAUAGCAACGUUAAGGAAAUUCCAGCAACAGACAUAGAAUACAAUUCAUUCUCGUAACUCGCGUCAGCUCGUCUGACCCAGUUUCGACUUUUACUACUUACGAUCGAUCUUAACUUGUUGCAAAACAUUGCACUUGCGCUUAAUCGAUUGCUUUCAUUAAAGAAAAUUGGUAACCACGCUAAAUUUGCUAUUUAAAUCUCGCCUAUGGACCAUUCUCAAUUCUUACACGGUCUAAUCAAAUUAUUUCCCUUUCUAACUUGCAAUAAAUCAAAAUUAAUGUUAUACACCCUUAUUGCGAGCAAAAUGAUUCCUUUCUAAAGACUUUCCCGUGAUAAAGUGUAGUACAAACCGAAAUUAAUCUAAGAUCGUUCUGUUCGACCAUAUUGUGGGAUCGUACAUCGAAAGUACUAUCGUAUUUUCCCCCUAUGGGGAAAGUGUCUGCCCUUUACGAAUUAAUAUCCGAGAUGUUUGCGAUAUUUUUACACCGAGUUACCGUGGAACCAAACAGAAACGAUCAAUGACACAAACGAUCGUGCUACUAUUAUUCGACGUAUAAUCGCGAUGUUUUUUCGAUAUCACACGUAAUUACUUUGCGAAAUUUUUAUAUACAAACGCAAUAAACUCCAAUGGGGGAGAAAGGAAAUUGUUCAUGAAUUUUUAGAGGUAAAGUAAGUUUGGUUAAUCGACGGGAGAACUGUCUCGAUCAUCUACCAGUAUUCCGAACGAGAUUCAGAGAUACGAUGUGACAUGGUGCGCCUUCCUACAACGUGAUAACUUUGAACGUAAGGAACAAAAUAUUCAAGUGGCACAUUUUACCGCAGCAUUCGUUCGUAAUAGGAUAAAUGAAAUGUGCUUGUGUACGUAUUUGUAAGUCAUGUUUCCCCAGACUCGGGUAAGAUGACGUUUGAAACGAUAAAUAAGAAGAUAAUGUAAAAAGGAAAAGAGAGGAAUGAAAUAUUUUUCGAAGCAGCAUAGUAUCUGUAUCGAUUUGACAUUUGAUGUUGCUUUGAAUAUUUUAAAAUCACAAUUGAACGAAAUUUGGAGAGUUUAUUAUGUGAAAUAUCAUUUUACCCAGAUCUGCCUGUAUCUGAGCCGAUGAUCGAAGAAAAUAAGGAAGUGAAGGUUUGUACGUCGCGGAAAAGGAACAGACGAUUCGUCAAACAUUUCAAUAAAAAAAGAAAAAAUCAAAAUUCUGCGCAGGCUCGUAUCACGCGAGCGUACGUUUCAGUACGAUCAUUUCAGUAUUUCUACUUGGUAUGUUUCAAACCGAUAAUUAUAUUCGGCGAUGGAAGUUAACAGUGAGAUAAAGAGGAGGGAAAAGAAUAUUUUCGACUUGAAGAUUAUAUCAAAAUAAAAACGAGAACCGUAGUGCUUUCGCGUGUGAUCGCAAGAUUAGAAUGACGAAUCUACACGGUUAUUUUUGCAAUAAGAGCGAAGGAAAAACUCGUAAUUAAAAUUCUAAUUUUCGAAGUGAAUGAAACGUAAGAAAUACAGAAGAGGCAGUAACGCGAUCGUCUCCAGGAUCUGUCUUCGCACCAAAGGAUAAAACUCGUAGUUUAAGUUUAGCCCGUAAGAUAAGUCUGUGAAUAUAAUCGAUUACCGUAACGAGAUCGAUACAAUGAUUGUUACAAAUUUUUUACGCGGACGCAAGUCGCGUCGUGGUAUAGUUAGGACAAACAAACGUAUUUGCAUAAAGCGCAGGUGCACGCAUGCACGUAUCGCGCGCAGUAGUUUAUAGCUGUAGAUAUCGGUUUUUCAGUUCAGUUUUCCAAAAGGGACAAGCGAUAUGCGUUCCAUAAGCUGCGAAACAACGUGACCUGCCGAGCCAAUAACUUAGUGAACUCAUUAGCAAUAAUUCUCAAUUUAUAUGUAAAAGAAUUUUGAAACGCUUAAUCAAUUUAUUUGCCGUACAGUGAAUUUUAUAAAAUGUGAACUUAAUCUUAGAAACCAGAUGCCUAGCGCACUUUAAUGAAAAGAAAUUGCAUAAAAGCUGUAAGCAAAAUUACUAUACAAAAUGAGUACAAAAUAAUUUUUUUACGGAAAGAUGUAUAGUCAGCAUUAAAAAAUAAUUUAACAUAGACAUCACUACAAAUUCAACAUUUCUAAGAUCUUAUUCAUAUUUUAUGAGAAAACUUGUACAAAAUAGCUCUGCAAAUAAUUCAUCUUAGAUAUUUACCAAAAUUUGAUAUUAUUAGGCUAAUGACCACUGUCGAUAUAUUCAGUGGAAUUAUUUAUAUAUUAUUUGUACAGUACUUACUAAUUAUAUAUCAAUUAUAUAUUAAUUAUAUAAAAUUAUAUAUAACGAUAUCUUACGUUAAAUCGUUAGCUUUAUAUGGGUGGAAUAGCAACGAGGUACGCAGUUGUUUCGAAGCGUACGGAAACUACAUCGCGAACCUGUACAUCUAGAAUGGUUGUGAAUCCUUACUUGGCCUUACUCUAGGCAUCCAGCAAGUUGGCACGAUUCGCCUCGAAUGAGAUGCGAAUUCCAACGGAGCCUGCGUUUCGGCACUCAUUCCCCACUCGAAGCUUGCUAAUCGAUUUCCGUUCUGUGCGUGCCAGCGAUUGAUCGAUAGAUCGCAAGCGCGCCUUCUAAAAUUAAACGGACGAAAUCUUCUCUCUUGCACUUUUUUGUGGUCACGUGAAACUUUUGCUCAAAGACGCUCAACUCACGGGACGAUGAGGUCGAUUAAAGAUAGUAUUAAUCGGUGCAAAAAAGAAAGAAAAUUUGAAAAAUAUGGACAUUUUUGAAUGAAAUUUGAGACACUAAUUAGUAGACUGCGGAUGUUUAUACAUAUUUUAGAAAUUGAAAUGUGCGACGAUAUGAAAAUUGUGAACAGAUAUAUGUUUAGAUUGCGCUUCUUCAUCAAAACGAUGUUUUUGGUUCUAUUUCUUCAGUAAUCAGUUUUUUAAUUAGAUUCUACGUUUCAAUUCUGUCUCUUUAUUAAAAACUUCUGUUUAAGUUCUAUCCAUCUUAUGAAAGGAUUUGCAUAAACAUCCGCAUAGAAAACUAACGCGAUAUGAGUUAAAAUUUUGCAAUGAUAGAACAUCGAAAAUUCUGUAAGUCGAACUAUUGAAUGAUUGUCGUCUCUCUUAGAUGGACACAUGAGAAAAGAUUAUUUAACUUUGAUCGAAGUAAAUGUUUCCUAACCACGAGAAAUUUCGAUCAUCGAAUCAUGAUUACAAAUACAUUUAUAAUGCAUUGUGCUUGAUCAACAUACACGCGAGUAUCAAGUAUCGUUUCGAAAAAUUCAAGCACAAAUUCGUGGACUUCUUCGUCCAUGGGAAAAAGUGCUCAUUCAACUUCGAGCACUUCCAUAUCUCUCAUAUCAGAUCGGUUUAGUGCCAAUUCGUUAGUCGAUUAGAAUCUCGCGAAAGACCAUCGAGUUAAACGUAUUUAGAAUCAUCGGUCGCGGGAGAAGACGUCGAUACAAUUAGAUAGAUUAUACGAAAUUCUUAGGAGAUCGAGAUAUUUACGAAAAAGUGAUAAUCGAAAACAAGAUAGUGUCAUUGGUAAACAGCUAGAAUAAAUAUUAACCAGUGGUUGAAAUUAAUCAAUGAAAUGAAAAGAGAUGAAACGAAAAUUCCAUAGACGGUUACAGAUUAGAAAGCAGCGAUUAAUUGUAAAGUAUCUAUUUCUAUCGAUACUUAUGUAUAAUACGCUCUAUCGCAUGUUACUUGAUUCUAACGUACCUGCACUUAAUAUAGUUAAGCUGUUACAUCGAUUUUCUUCCUAUAUUCUAUUUCACUCUGUCUCUUCGUUUCUUUCCCUCCCUUUCUCGAUAAAAAUUUCUUCUAGCCUGUAGAAAUACCUCGAUCAGUAUUCCUUCGCCUCCUCUCUUUCCUAUUCUUCUCCUAACCUAUUAAUAUCCUUCUUUCCAAUUGAUGAUAUAAAAAAUACAAAAACAGGGAGAAUGCUCUACGAACUUCCUGGUUCUAUACUCGAGAAUUUUAGACCUCAUCGAAGAAAACAUUAUUGUUCACCGCUUCGUGCGUAUCAUUAUAAAGUCCUAAAUACAUUGUACAUAAUAUAUUAUAUAUAACAUACUCGUUUUCUGCGAUACUAACGGACUAUUGUAAAUAAAAGAUUGUACGAUUUCGUUUGAAAUAUACAGAAACACGUUUUCUGUUAAA